This is a messenger RNA of Tetrapisispora phaffii CBS 4417, 903 nucleotides long. It is a transcript of the gene HEM25, whose product is annotated as Hem25p. Gene Ontology annotation, biological process: glycine import into mitochondrion. The record is from RefSeq and is a predicted model, not a curated record. Bases 1 to 903 code for a protein of 300 amino acids. The transcript has a single exon. NCBI's taxonomy places the organism in Eukaryota, Fungi, Ascomycota, Saccharomycetes, Saccharomycetales, Saccharomycetaceae. Gene Ontology annotation, cellular component: mitochondrial inner membrane; mitochondrion. Gene Ontology annotation, molecular function: glycine transmembrane transporter activity.
AUGUCUGAAAAGGUUACUAGGAACAGGACUCAUCUAUUAGGCGGGUUUCUUGGUGGGCUGACGUCUGCUGUAGCGUUACAACCAUUAGAUCUUUUAAAAACGAGAAUCCAACAGCAGAAAACUAAUACUCUAUGGUCUGUCUUCAAGAGUUUUGAUAGUCCAUCACAAUUAUGGAGAGGAACGUUACCAUCUGCUUUACGAACUUCCAUCGGUAGUGCUCUUUAUUUAACUUCAUUAAAUGUCAUGAGAACCACUUUGGUAAAGCAAAAAUCUUGGAAUCACCAAUCUCAACUAGUCACAAAUAAAAGUAGUCUACUGCCACAUCUAUCUGUCUAUGAGAAUCUACUGACUGGUGCUUUUGCAAGAGGUGUAGUUGGUUUUAUCACCAUGCCGAUUACAGUAAUAAAAGUAAGGUACGAAUCCACCUUAUACAAUUAUAAGAGCAUUAAUGAUUCAAUUAAAGAUAUUUAUAAGACUGAUCACAUAAAGGGAUUCUUUAGAGGAUUACUACCUACAAUAAUUAGAGAUGCACCAUAUGCAGGAAUAUAUGUAUUGCUAUAUGAGAAAGCUAAAGAGAUAACCCCUUCGUUAGUUCCUUUAAAACUGCUAAACGAUAGAAAUAAUGGACACUUCUCAAGUACUACUUCGACCUUAAUAAAUUCAUCGAGUGCAAUUCUAGCCGCAUCAUUAGCAACCACUAUAACGGCCCCAUUCGAUACAAUAAAGACAAGAAUGCAAUUGCAACCUAAUUUAUUUCCUAGUUUCUUAAAGGCUGGUAUGAUAAUUAUUCAAAAGGAAAAUCUUCGACAGUUAUUUAGUGGAUUAAGCAUGAGACUUUCUAGGAAAGCUAUGAGUGCUGGCAUAGCAUGGGGAAUCUAUGAAGAAUUAAUAAAAAUAACCUGA